UAGGUCCAGCGAGAGCAUAGCCGAGCCUCCCUCCCAGAGGGUCUGGCCUGGGGAGAGGCUAGCCGUCCGCGGAGAGCCGCAUAUUUUACUCCCCAGUGCCACUGGGUAUCCAUAUUCCGCACGGGGCUUAUUUUGCUCUCCGAGCUGGCUGCUUGGAGGGACACGCCGCGCCGCACGAGCCAUGGAACUCCACUUGCUCCUCUCCAGCUGUGGCUCGCCCAGCCGCGCACGGAUCGCCCUUUCCUGUUAGUAUCCUACUGACAAUGCAACAGCCUUGAAUUCUUACAUCUUCCUCUGAAGCGUCUGGUGCUGGUCACUAUUGGAGACAAAAUACUGAGCUAGAUGGACCUUUGGUUUGAUCCAGGAUGGCAACUCCUAGGUUCCUAAAUCUGAAUUUGGUCCAUAAUACUAUGUACCUGGAUUUUUAAAAGAUAGUUUAUAUGAAAGUUUCCUAGAUUCAACUCUGUAUUAUGACAGAGAACAGCAAUAAGAGUAUGCAAUUUUCUACUGAAGUGAAAAAUUCCUUCAAGAGCCCAUGAUUUUUUCCACUACUCCUUUUACAUAUCAACUACUUGAUAGACAUGGCUCACCACGCCAGACCUUCCAGAUUAGUCAAAAAGGAAGCGUUAGGCAAAAGGAAAACUAGUGAAGGCAAAAAGAAAUCCAGCCAAGUGAAAAAGAAAGCCAAGAAGAAUUCCAAAAAGUCUGUGAGUUCUGGAAAAUGCAAAAAGUCAAUCCAAGAAAAAAAUGAUGUAAAGAAAAAGCAACAAGAAAAGAAACCACCUUUGAGCUCAUCAGUUAGAUUUCUCAGGAGUAGUGUAACUAGAGCUUUAUCUGGAACAUCUUGGGUAAAUAUGGAGAAAACAGAUAAUAUUCUCCUUCAUAACCAGGAUUCUUUAAACGUCAAUGGCUUUACAAUGUCUCUUCGUAGCAGAUCAUUCUCCCAUAGACUGUCCCAAACUGCAGUAAUUACAAAACCCAAGAAAGUUACAGCACAGAAAAGAUUAGAAAAAACCCUUACUAUAUUGGACGAAAAAAAAGUUGAAGCUGAUGAAAGGGUUUUGAAACAAGAUUCAGCACAAAAUGAAUUAACUCCUCUCAACAUUCUGUGUGAUACAGACAUUGAGCCCUCCUCCAUUAAAUGUGAUAGUCAAGACAAAAAGAUAGGGAGACCUGAAUCAAGUGUCUCCACUUCAAAGAGUCUACCAAGCAUUUACAAUCCAGAAGUAUUAGAGGAGGAGUAUGAGUGUGAAGAGCCGCCCUGUGGGUGGACAUCAAGUAAGAUCAAUACAGGUAGCUCAGAUGAAAGUUUUGCUCAGAAUUCUGAGCUUGUUCCCACACCUUUUCAUUCUGACUCUAUAAUCACCUCUGAAUUAAAUACAAAAGACCAUUUAGAAGAUUCAGGCUCAUUUGCAGAAUCCCAUGUAAAGAUGAACUUAGAUUUGAAGCCUGUUAAUAAAGAACCCACUUCAAAUUCUGCUUCUUUAGUUACCACUGAAUCAAAUUCUAUCAUAUAUUUAGAAGAUUUGGGCUCGUUUGUUGGAUCCCAUAUAAAAACCAACUUGGAUUUGGUGCCUGUUAAUAAAGAACCUGACUCAAAUUCUGACUUGUGCUGUAAAAGAGAUGAUUCAGAAUCUGACACAAAAAAUCUGGUCACAGUUUGUGAACCAGUUAAUCUUGCAGUGCAGCAGCCUGUUAAUUACAUUGGUAAAGAAACUUUAGUUCUGGACUCAGGUUAUGUCCCUAUUUCAUCAUCAAACACAGAAAAAAGCACAGAAGCCUUAAUCUCUACAACAACUGCGGUCUUCAAAGAAAAUACUGGACAUUCCUCUGAAGGCUCUAUUUCAGGGUUGUCCUCAAACACAGGAAGUUCCACUCUUACCUCUGACAGAGAGAUAAAUGUGCAUUCACCAACUGAUUCAAAACUGCGGUAUAAGGAUUCUUCAUCACAAUCAGGAAGUGUUGGAAUAAACUUGAACUCAGUUCAGGACAACAGGAGCAAUAGCAUUGGUUCUGCUGAGGCUUCGGAACCAUCCACCUUUACAAACCCAGUUUACAGUUACCCUCUCUCAUAUUCAUCUUUGCUCCCUAUGUUAGAAAAAAAGAAACGAAGACGGUGUGGGGUAUGUGAACCUUGUCUGCGGAAAACUAAUUGUGAGGAAUGCAGCUGUUGCAGGAAACGCAAAACUAGUCACCGGAUAUGUAAAAAGAGAAAAUGUGAAGAACUGAAAAAGCCGCCACCGCCAAUAAUGCUACCUUUUGAGGUGCUAACUGAAAACAAAAGGCCUCAGAGGAGAAAGCAAAGAGUUUUAAAGGCAGAUUUAGAAAACAAACCAGUAAAUGGCCUCAGACCAGAACUCAUGGAAUGCAGUAUAUGCGGUCAUGGUGAAAAAUACAGGGUGAAAACAAAUCAAACAGUACCCUUUGAAAAUGUACAAUCUAAUGAAAAAGAAAGUAUGACAGGCUUAGAAGCAGAGAAGUGGACAGAUAAUGAAAAACCAUCAUUUAGCGUCUGUGUCAAUGGAGAUAUCCAUGGAACUGUGACAGAUAAUGAACACCUGAAAAAUUCUGAAGAAGAAAGAGCAGUCUCUCCCAGUGAGUUAGUUGAGCCAAAAAAGUUGUUUGCACAAACCAUUAGAAAUGGCAUUAAAAACAUACAUUAUCCACCAUCAGAAUCAGAUGUGUCACAGACAAAAGUAAUUGUAGAAGAAAGGGCAGAUUUGACAAACAACUGCAGAGAAAACAACUCCCCUUCACAUCAAACAAAUACUGCUAAUCUGAAUAAUGUUGUAAGCGCUUUGACAACUGGUGUUUGCUGUGCUCAUCCAGAAAAACAAGGAAAUGUUUUCCUGAGGCAGAAGUCAAACUGUACCUGCAAGACCUUUCAAAGAUCUGACAAUUCAGUUCUGCAAACUGAUUCUAUUGUGAAUACACAGGAAAGAUCAUGUUAUACACCUGUGCCUGAAAAGGAAGUCCAUGUUGAAAAAGAUGUUGUUAAAAUACCAAACAAAGAGACACAACUUGAAAACUCCUCACUUCAGCCAACCUUUUUGUCCCUGAUUAAAAACAGAAAUUUAACCGUAGAGCAGGUUGUAGCUAUUGAAGCAUUAACAAAAUUAUCAGAAGCCCCAUUAGAAGCAUCUGCACCAGAUAAAACAAAAAAUAUUGAACAUGCAGAACAAACAACUUCCCAUUUACUCCAUAAUUACAAAAGGGACAUUUCCUGCUCUUUGACUUCUUCUACAUUAAAAGAAAUCAAAGAGACUUACUUACAGAAUGAACAACAUCUCUUGAGUCGCUAUGCUCGUUCACAGAAGCAGCUCCUUAAUAAGGCAGUGUUGUACAAUGGCCAAAGUACUGUUUCUGAACCACAUGAUAAAUCUGUUAAUACUACCGGUGGAUCAUAUAGAUCACAUGUAUCCCCAAGAGAUACCAAAUCUUUGUCUGUUUCAGUACCUAAUGCAAAGUCAUGUUCAGGUCAUACUACCAAGAAAAACUCUCUGUAUGAUAAAGUUACCAUUGCUACAUGUUUCAACAAUUCAUGUAAUGUCCAUCAAACAAGUAGCAAAUUGGAGAUUCUGAGCCAGUUUGAGAAAAACAAAGCUUAUAAUGAUCUGAACUUGAAAAGUAAUUUUGCAGUGAAGGAAGGAGGAAUUCACAGCCAGGAUGAAGAAGAUGUAGCUACACAGUUAACUCAACUUGCAGCAAUAAUUGAAUCAAAUCAGACAAGUCCAGAGCAGAAGAAUGAUGUAAAGACAUCACUUCUCAGUCUAAUAUCACAUGAGAUUCAGCCAAAACAUAACCAGGACCAGUGCCUACUGAAGAAAAAACAAUCUGUGUUUAUAAGGCACAAUUAUAGCUCAUUGUUAGUAAAGCAAAAACAGCCAACACAUAAAAAAGGAAAAACUGUACCAUGGAAACAAAGACACAAAAAGAAGCCUCAAGUACCGGACUAUCAAGAAAAUAAUCAAAAACAGCAAGAGCAUUUGGCUUACGAGCAUAAUGAAUUGCAGGACAUUUGGAUAUCAUCAAAACCACUUAGUCGUACCAUGCCACGGGAUUUGAAAAUAGCUGCAUCAAAAAAAAAACCUCCCAGAACCAAAGUACAGAAGGAACUGAAUCAAAGUACUUUAUCAUCACAACAAAAAACUAGAUUAUUUCUUCCACAGACUCAGAUAAAAAUCCAUAGACAUCUACCUGAGGUACCAUGGGAGAAAACAAAAGACAGGCUGUUUGGCUGUGAAGUAGUAACUGAGCACAUCAAAACUGUAGGCGCCAGUGACACACUAGGUAUUGAUCCACUGAAAAGUGACAUUGUUGUUACUUCUUCACAAUACAAUGGCCUGCUCUCCAGUAAUCCUAUGGUUGCGUCACAACUUAAAACAGAAUCGUGUUCAAACAGACCAAGUGAAAAUGUACAGAUGUUUACAGAAAAAUAUAAUAAUUCUCAGGUACAGCAAACAAUGAAUGUCAUUCAGACAUAUCCCUUGCCUCAAACACUUAAUCAGUCUAACCAGAGAGCUCAUGAGAUAUCUGAUGAAGACCAAGCAAAUUUUCAGCAGAAUGCUGCAGAGCAACAAUUGGAUCAGAAGUUGCAAACACUCCCAGUUACCUGUUGUGAGACCCAUUUACCACACACAAUAGAAACUCUCAGGAAUAUAGAUUGUGCAGGUGAAAUUACAGUUCUGACAUCAACAAGCUUGGGUAUUGAAAACCCCCAGAGUAUAGGUGACUUGGGAUGUUCUCCGGCAAAGAAUACACUCAGCAGUUUUCUUGAAUCUCCUAUGAAGUUCCUAGACACUCCUACAAAAAAUCUGAUUGAUACACCUACCAAAAAAGGACAGUCUGAAUUUCCAAUCUGUGACUGUGUUGAGCAAAUUAUAGAAAAAGAUGAAGGUCCAUAUUAUACACACCUUGGGACAGGACCAAGUGUUGCUGCUGUCAGGGAAAUAAUGGAAAACAGGUAUGGAGCAAAAGGAAGUGCUGUAAGAAUAGAGGUAGUGGUUUAUACUGGCAAGGAAGGAAAAAGCUCUCAGGGGUGUCCGAUUGCCAAAUGGGUGAUACGAAGAAGUAGUGAUGAGGAAAAGUUGCUGUGUUUGGUACGUCAGCGUGCAGGACAUCACUGCCAAACUGCCGUCAUAGUGAUUCUGAUUUUGGCCUGGGAAGGGAUUCCUCAUCUUCUGGCUGAUACAUUAUAUAAAGAACUGACACAGAGUCUCAGAAAAUAUGGUUGUCCCACAAGCCGUAGAUGUGCGUUAAACGAAGACCGCACUUGUGCAUGUCAAGGACUUGAUCCUGAAACUUGUGGAGCCUCAUUCUCAUUUGGCUGUUCAUGGAGUAUGUAUUUCAAUGGCUGUAAAUUUGCCAGAAGCAAAAACCCCAGGAAAUUUAGACUUCUCACAGAUGACCCUAAACAAGAAGAACAUCUUGAAAAUAAUUUGCAAACUUUAGCUACUGAUGUGGCUCCACUUUAUAAGAAACUUGCUCCUGAUGCUUUUCAGAAUCAGGUGGAAAAUGAACACAUGGGCCCAGACUGUCGGCUUGGAUCCAAGGAUGGUAGGCCUUUCUCUGGUGUUACAGCUUGUAUAGAUUUCUGUGCCCACGCCCAUAAGGACACACACAAUAUGCACAAUGGAAGCACUGUGGUCUGCACAUUAACAAAAGAAGAUAACCGUUCAGUGGGGGUGAUACCGAAUGAUGAACAGCUACAUGUGUUGCCUCUUUACAAAAUUUCACAGACAGAUGAAUUUGGAACCGAGGAAGGACUGGAAGCUAAGAUAAAAGCAGGAGCAAUACAGGUGCUUACUGCUUUUCCCAGAGAAGUACGGAUGUUAGCUGAGCCACUUAGAGCUACAAAGAAAAAGAAGCCAGAUACAAAGAAGACACAAGUUGAAAAGCAGACAUUAGCGGAUAAGAAAUAUUCAACACCAGCAAAGCUGAAAAAUGGAGCUCCUGAAAAUCUUGGUAAAACUUCACAGUAUUUAGGGAACAAAACAGAUGCUUUUCAACCUGGAAUAAAAAUGGAGCCUUCAGAUCAUCUUUAUGCCCUGAAACAUACUUCAAAUGCUACUAAAAGUUGCUCUGUAUUAAAACAAUAUACUGCUUCCUCCCCUUUUAAGGUGGAUAGUUUACAUCCUUAUUCAUCAUUAACACAUAAGCCUAGCAUAACAGCAAUGACUGAUAUUCAACAAGAUUUUUCAGUUCCCUACGGGUAUUUUGAAUGCAGUAGUAAGCAACCUCAUGUCACACCUUAUAUUAAAUGUAAGAAUUUUGAUGUGUCAGUUAAAGAUUAUACUGGAAUUUUGCUGAACGAAAAGAGGAAUGGUGUGCCACCAAUUCUUCCAGAUAUUACUGUUUCAGACCACCCAACCCUUAAAGACCCCCUGCACAGUAUACUUGAACACCAACCAGACAACAAGCAAAAUUGUCAACUUCAAUUAGAAAAUGCUCCUUCGCAGUCGAUCAACCCUUGUGAUAUGUCAGUACCAUUAAACUCUCCAGCAAAGAAUGUAACCAGAAAUGAAGCUAACACAUCUCAUAACUGUCCAGUGGAAAAAGGUGGCUCCCAUCAAGAACAGAUUUGUGAUUCCAAAGCUAGUGAUGAAAAGCAAAAAAAUGUGCUGGCAGAACCAAUGGAUUCUGAAGAAAAAGCUGAGGAAAUGUGGUCAGACAGUGAGCACAAUUUUUUGGACAAUGAUAUUGGUGGUGUUGCUGUGGCACCUUCUCAUGGUUCUAUCUUAAUUGAAUGUGCAAGACGUGAACUCCAUGCCACAACACCCAUUAAGAAACCAAACCGCAGUCAUCCCACACGAAUCUCUUUAGUCUUCUACCAACACAAAAAUUUAAAUGAGCCAAAACAUGGAUUAGCAAUGUGGGAAGCAAAGAUGGCUGAGAGAGCAAAAGAGAAGGAAAAAGAAGCAGAAAGAUUAGGGACUGAAAACACUGAACUAAAAUCUAGCAGCAGGAAAACCAAGCAGAGCAGUGAAACCAGAGAGAUUUUCUAUGAAGAAAAUGAGUUCAACCAAAUUCCAUCACGCAGAGCAUUAACAGUAACUCAAGAUAAUGUAAUAACAGUGUCUUCUUAUGCCCUCACUCGAGUUGCAGGGCCCUAUAACCAUUGGGCAUAGGUUUUAGUAGCUGAUGCCUUGCCUUGGUGCAGUGUUAUACAGUAUUUCUUUAAGGUGCUGUUAAAGAACAGAGUCAUGUGUAGUUUACUAUUUGUUCAUCUCAACCAUUUUAAGGCUGAGGUAAAAAUGGGGAUUUAUCUUAAACUGUGACUUUAUAUUUUAACAUUUGGUGGUGCUUGAGCACAUUUUAAGCAAAAAAAAAUUGUAUAGUUUUAAUAUGUUAUAAAAGAAGAUUUUGGUUAGGUUAUUAACCUUGAUUGAAUCAUUCAGUUUAUUACCUUUAGGAAAUUAUAUUUUGGUGCUUUAAAUCAAAUCUGUUUACUACAGAACAAGUCAUUUAUAGGGAUUUUAACAGAUUCACAUUUUAUGAUGUAAAAUCAAGUUAUACAGUGAUUGCUCUACACAGCUCUUGGUGCUUAACCACAUCAAACAGUAAAAAUAAGCUGAAUUAUUACUUCAUGGUGCCAUUGUUCCAACAACUUCCAAUCAUUGCUAAAAAGUCCAAAUUACAGAUAAACCUUUUAAGAGAACCAAUGAAAUUUUCUCUCUCUAGAGUUUUCAGAGUGUAAAAAAUGAAGUUAUCACUAGUGAUGGCUGGAAGUUGUUUGUAAGCUGUAAAUAUAUAUUUUAAAAGCACUUUCUAUUUUUAAAAUUAACUUGAACUAGUAUAGUAUAAGGAUCAUAUUGUCUAAGGUUUGUGCAUACUCUACAGAAGAAAUCAUUUUGUUCUUGCUGUGUAGAUUUCCAUACUGUUACAAUUUCAAUAUGUAUGCUAAUAACAUAUGUGAUUGUUUUUAGACUUUCCCUUUUUCCAUUGAAGAUUUUUAUGUUACAUAUAAACAGAAGAGUAAUAAAAUGCAGAAACUUUUAAUUAUUUACAAAUAUGGAAUGAAGAAACAUCUUGUCAAUGUGUGUUGCUAUUGGGAAUUAAAUAAUUAAUUUUUAAGACAGAAAUUAUUAUGAUUUAUUUGAGCAAUAAGCACAUUAGUCUCACUCAUCUAAACCAUUGCAAGUUAUGUGACACAACCAAAUGUUCCUAAUGCCUCAGGGGUAGGAUCGUUUUGGGAUUUAAAAAAAAAAAAAUACCCCCUAGAGUUGCCUUACUCUGUUCAGAAAAAAAGUUAUAAAAAUGACAAAUUAAUUUUUAAAAAAGUAAGAAAUUUUCAAUAUCUAAUGAUUAACAGCAAUUUUUAGUUGAUAAUUCCCUUCCAGAAUGUUCACUAGCUAAUAAGAAUGCUUUUUCAGUUCAGUUUUUUUAGAAGCAUGCUUUGUAUCAUUUUUAACAAUGAUUUAUACAUUUCAUAUGGAAACAGUUGUUAGUUCCAAACAUUUGAAUUUAUGUUCUGCAUUUCAGUUGGAAAAUUGACACAUCACCAAAUGAUUAUGGUUACAUUUUGCUAAAUGAGGAAAAGUAGACACUCCAUUCAUAAAUAAUGUAGCAUCCAUCCCACUCUUCUUUCUCUGAUUCUCCUCUCCUCCUCAUUUCUGUUUUAUUAUUUAUUUAUUGAAUCAUCUAAUCACCAAACAAAAAAGUUGUUUAAGUAAGGACCUUGUCCUGCAAGCCUUACUCACCUUCUCAAUCCAAUUAAAAUUAGUGGGACUACCCAAGUAAGGCCAACUCUUGUGUAUAAUGGUUGUGGGAUGAGAUCCUACGGGUCAAGCUCUACCUUAAUUUUACCUGUGAAUCCUCACAGUUUAUGUAACCCCAUAGAUGUAACUGAGGUUAGUAUUUUCUAUUGAGAACUUAUACCAAUAAUAUACUUGAUAAUACUAUAAUGCAGUGGUGCUGUAACAAAAGUAAUCUGAAAUGUCUAGAUCCACUUUAUCUAAUACCUAGACAAGGUGCUUUUUUCUUGAAACGUUCUAUAAUAAUUGUGAUAUUUACAGUUUUGGUACAAAGAAUAUGUGAAUUUUAUUUUGUACACACAGUGCUAACUAGAACCCUGAUCCUGAAAAUAUUUACACGUAGGAGCAGUUCCAAUGAUAUUGGGCUAAAUCUAAAAUUCUUAUGUAGACUGACUAUUGAAAUUAACAGGAAUUUUGUUGGCAUAAGGACAGGAGGAUUGGACCCAUUCUUUGUAUUUUAUCUAGCUCAAAGUAAAGUUUGUGAAAACCCCAUAUGCUGCAAAUUUUAGUUUAAAACCUGUUAGUUCAAGUACAGGAUAUGAAGGGAUUAUAAAUAAUAAAGUCAAUAUUAUGCCAUCAUUUUGUACCAUCAGUUUUCUGCUUCUUGAAUAUGUAAAGCACAGUAUACAUUAAAUCAUUAUGGUAUUUUGUGUGCCUUAGAUUUCCAUUUUAAAACUUGUCUAUUUUUUGUGAGGCUAAGAUAUAGUAAAAACUACAGCUGUAUAUACAGUAAGUAGUAUUCUAAGUUGCUCCAGCUGCUCCAACAACAUAUUUGCUAUCUGAGUACCCUUGUUUAGCAUCAUGGUCAGUUAUCUACCAGAAGGAUUACUUUGCUACUAGUAAGUGUCACUGAUAGAUUUAGACACAUGUUAGCUUCAAAUAAUUUCACUAUGCCAUACGCAUGUCUAGUGCAGAAUGAAGGAAUUAUUUAUUUCUCAGCAAUUCUACUAAAUACCAUUUUUAUUUCAAAUUUAGUAGGAAAAGUUUCAGGGCCGUUAUUCUGCUUACAAGAAAUUCAAGAAAUAUUAAAAUGGCUGGAAUUUCCAUUUGAAUCCUUUCAGACCUUUAGGCUUGUAUGUGAUUAGGCAGUUCAAAUGCUAAAAACAAUUAAUAGAGAAAACAGCAGCUUCCUCAAAUAGCUGGGAAGCAGAAUUGGUGCAUCUUAAAUGGCAUCUUUAAGUAUGGUUGUCUUCUCAGUUGACUAUCAGUAGGGACUCAGCAAGUCCAACAGGGAAAUCCAGCCCUAAUAGAUUCAUAAUGGCAAUGUUAAAAGAGAACUGUAUGUCUUAACAUAACAACAGAUAUUCAUGUUAUUAAUUGAUAGCUGAGAAAACCCUCAGGACUUCUUUAUUAAGGUUAUUGAUACAGCUAAAAUAUACUGUCCAAACAAAAUUAUAUUGUCUUUACAAUGUAUAAUAAAUUUCUAACAUGACAUUUUGGUAAAUCAUACCUAAUAAGAAAAUUAGCUGGCCAAGUUUUAUUUCCUGAUGUGGCGCUUAGCAGAUUGUGAUCUGAAAAGCAAAUAUUUUCUAGUAAAUAUACUGCAAUAUGAGAAAUACAUCUAUUUACUGUAUUUACAACUGUGUGCUAUUUAUUGUAACAUUUCAGAAUAUUUAUCAGUCUUGUGCACACAGAUCAAUGUUGUAUUGAGUAAGGUUGUACUUGCAACAAUAUUGUCCUCUUAAAAGUUACAAAUUUUAGAAAGUGACUCUUUCCCUUCCAUCCCACACAACUGCUCUAUGACUUCCUCUUACCCUCAUAGACUUUAAGGUCAGAAAGGACCAUCAUGAUCAUCUAGUCUGACCUCCUGCACAUUGCAGCAGCAGGAUCCUUCCAGAUUAGCCAGCUAGGUCAGGAACCACAUCUAAAGACAAGACAGCUAGGAAAAACUGUAUACUUCCCUUGAUCUGUAAAAAACUUAUAUUGAUUUCAAUAGGAGUUUAUGCUCAUAGACAGACAGCACUAUAGGGCUCCAAGUCUGUAACUCAGAGUUGACGACAGUUUGUUCUCUCUCCCCCCCACCACCUUUUAUAUCACCUCACAGUAUACCACCACCGACUGUUGCCACACAACAUAGCAACCUUUUAUUUUCUAGCAGGAAUGUCCCUAUACCCUCCCUCUAAUAGGCCCUGCCCCAUCACACCACCUCAUUUUGGAGGAAAGGAGUGAUGCUCUCUAGAGAAUAUCAUUCCUGUUGGACUCUCAGGGGGCCACUGUUGCAGUAGUACAAUAGCUCCCGUUGAAAUUGUGAGUGUCACCACUGCAAUUCUCCUGCACAUGCUGAUCCAAGGAAUGAGGUACCAAGCUGGGAUCUGACACUUAGAACCCACAGAUAGUAGCAGAGAGUAUGACUAUAAGGCCAUA
Messenger RNA from Chrysemys picta bellii (western painted turtle), 11117 nucleotides. RefSeq names its product tet methylcytosine dioxygenase 1 (gene TET1). Gene Ontology annotation, cellular component: nucleus. Lineage: Eukaryota; Metazoa; Chordata; Testudines; Emydidae. Gene Ontology annotation, biological process: positive regulation of transcription by RNA polymerase II. The record is from RefSeq and is a predicted model, not a curated record. Gene Ontology annotation, molecular function: DNA binding; zinc ion binding; DNA 5-methylcytosine dioxygenase activity.